AUGCCCGAAAAGCGCACCGAGCUGCUCGUGGCCCCGGUGCCGACCGGCGAGAAGAGCGAAUUCCCCGAGUUGGCCCAGCUGGCGGCUCAGGUUGGCGAUGGCCGUCUCCUGAAGAUGGAGUACGACUACACAAAAGAUGUCGACGCCGCCCUCCCAAAUGCCGAUAUUCUUGCCAAGACUGGAAACGUGGCGGGUGCUGUCGAGUCGUUGAACACACUGGAGAAGCAGUCGCGUCUCGGCAGUGAUAUGAAGAGCAAUGCCCGCGUCGUUCAACAUAUGGUCCAGAUGUGCUUUGACGGGAAACAAUGGGAUCUGCUAAACGAGACAAUUCUGGCAUUGUCGAAGAAGCGGCUUCUCAUCAAGGUGGCCAUCGCUCGAAUGGUUCGCAGCUGUUGUCAAAUGGUUGAAAAGAUGCCAACUGAAGAAUUGAGGAUGAAGCUCAUCGAGACACUCCGCACUGUCACUGCUGGAAAGAUUUACGUGGAAGUGGAACGGGCUCGUUUGACGUCGUAUGUCGUCAAGAAGCUUGAGGCACAAGGAAAAUUGGAGGAGGCGGCGACGAUGCUUCUCGAGCUCCAGGUCGAGACGUACGGCAGUAUGGAGGUCAAGGAGAGGGUGGAAUUCCUUCUGGAACAGAUGCGACUAUCUGUUGCUCGUGAAGACUACGUUCGUGCCAGCAUCAUUGCCAAGAAGAUCAGCACCAAGUUCUUCACCAAGGAACCUGUUGAGGAUCAGGUGCAAAAUCUGAAGCUCAAGUUCUACGAGUUGAUGAUCACCGUCGGCCUGCACAACAACAACUAUUUGGACGUGUGCCGCCACUACAGGGCAAUCCAAGAGACGCCAAAGAUCCUCGGUGAUCUGGAGAAGAACAAGAUGGCCCUGAAGUGUGCCGUCAUCUACGUGCUGUUGGCCCCGCAUGGCAACGAGCAAUGGGAUCUCGUCCAUCGUCUCGUUCAGAUGCGCGAUUUGGAGUCGAUCCUCGAGUAUAAGAAAUUCCUCGAGCUGUUCAUCAACCAGGAGAUCAUCAGCUGGACCGAGUUGGGCAAGACGUACCAAGCACUCCUUCGCGUCGGCACCCCCGCCAAUCCGGCUACUGGGAUUUUCGACGACUCGGCCAAUGGCAACAAGCGUUGGGAGGAUCUGCACGUACGCGUUGGAGAACACAACCUGCGCAUGGUGUCGAAGUACUACACGCAGAUCACGUUCGACCGCCUCGCCGAGCUGCUCGAUUUCCCUGUCGCUGAGAUGGAGCAAUUCCUGUGCAAUCUGAUCGUCAACGGCAUGAUCCCGAAUGCGAAGAUCGAUCGCCCGAAUCGUAUCGUCAAUCUGAAGGCCAAGAAGGCACACGUCGACCAUCUCGAUCAAUGGGCCGACAAUGUGCGACGAUUGACCGACACCCUCAACAAGGUCUCGCAUCUGAUCCUGAAGGAAGAGAUGGUGCACAAGAAUCUCGAACAAGUCUCCGCCAUCCAU
Messenger RNA from Mesorhabditis spiculigera, 1473 nucleotides. The record is from the annotation of a GenBank genome assembly. NCBI's taxonomy places the organism in Eukaryota, Metazoa, Nematoda, Chromadorea, Rhabditida, Rhabditidae.